Molecule: messenger RNA, 1918 nt
Organism: Rhincodon typus (whale shark)
Lineage: Eukaryota; Metazoa; Chordata; Chondrichthyes; Orectolobiformes; Rhincodontidae
Gene: dio3a
Product: iodothyronine deiodinase 3a
Exons: 1
Molecular function (GO): thyroxine 5'-deiodinase activity
Source: RefSeq, a predicted model, not a curated record
AGUAUUCGGUUUCAAACCAAACCCAUGUGCUUUUUUAUUCAGCUCACAGGAAGUACAAAUUGAACUUUUCAUAGAAAAACGGGGUAAGGUCAUUAAGGAAAAUAAUUCUCCUUUGUUGGACCAUUUUAAGUAGUAUUCUCAAAGUUUAUUAGCCAAUACUUCCUUCUUUAAAAAUCUUUCUUGGACGUGAGCAUCUCUGACAAGGCAAGCAUUUGUCGCCUAUCCCUGAGUGUCCUGUUUUUGUAUUUAGCCAUUGAUCCGCUUCUGGCUCUGUUAUAGUUAUGCUGCACCACUCUAAACUCCUCAUGGGCGCACUUUCACAUUCGAGCUUCGUGCCGUGCUUUACAUCGGUUUGUAAACAGUCCUAGAUUUCGCUUCGACGAGACUCCAACCCCCAAGCAGGUCGGGACCAGUGGCUGUUUCCUCAGAGACAUGGAUCUUGAAUGCUGCCAAUGCGUCCUGCUCUGUUCCCCUCUGGCCUGGCUCAGUGCUGAGGUGUUCAGUCACUGCUGGUUCAUCCCCGGGGCGGGUCUACAAGGAGACGGGGGCUGUCUUCAUUCAGCACAGGAGUUUUAAAAGGGGACGAGCCGUGGCGGUUCGAUCACAGCAGCAGGGAGACACUUGCUGCCUGGGAAGGGGAGGGCGGAGGCUCUAAAUUACAAACCAACCAUGAAGCUCCUGAAGGAGGUGGUGGCUGUGUUCAUCCUGUUACCCCGCUUCCUCAUCACCGCCUUCAUGCUCUGGCUCCUCGAUAUCCUGUGCAUCCGAAAGCGGUUGCUGUCUAAGAGUAGGCAACAGCGCGAAGGAAAUGCCGAUGAUCCUCCUCUGUGUGUCUCGGACACAAACCGAAUGUUUACCAUGGAUUCCCUCAGAGCGAUCUGGUACGGCCAGAAACUGGACUUUUUUAAAUCCGCCCACGUGGGCUCGCCGGCUCCAAACCCUGAAGUGGUGCAGCUGUGGGACGAGAGCACGGUCCGGCUGCUGGACUACAGCCGAGGCGGCAGGCCACUCAUUCUCAACUUUGGCAGCUGCACCUGACCCCCUUUCAUGGCGCGCCUCAAGUCCUUCCAGAGGCUCGCCACCCAGUACGCUGACAUUGCAGACUUCCUCCUGGUCUACAUUGAGGAAGCUCACCCUUCUGACGGUUGGAUCAGCACCGAUGCUCCCUAUGACAUCCCAAAGCACCGCUCCCUGCAAGACCGCCUGAAAGCAGCCAGUUUGAUGGACAGAGAGAACCCUGGCUGCCUUGUGGUCGCUGACACCAUGGAUAACUCUUCCAACACUGCCUACGGCGCUUACUUUGAACGGCUGUAUGUCGUCCGGAAUCAGAAAGUCGUGUAUCAAGGAGGGAGAGGACCAGAAGGAUACAAGAUCUCCGAACUCAGAAUGUGGCUUGAGCAGUAUAAAAAUCAGAGCCACAAUCCCAGCACUGUCCUGAUUGAAGUGUGAAUGAACUAAAUGCACUGAAUUUGUAGAAACGUUUAAUAUAUUUUGAAAACGAUCCUUCCUUCUUUCUAUUUACCGCAGUGUUUCUUACUGAACGAACUGGUGAAACAAGUACUAAUGUGUCAUGUACGGUUAAUAUGACCUUGAUGUAUAUUUGUAAAUACUCUUUGAAAUACUAUAUAUUUUGUGUUUUUUUUAAAGUGGUUCACCUGGCUAGUAAAGUGGGAAUUCGCACAUAUUCUUGACACUUCUUUGUGAAAGCCGGUUUUGAAAUGGCUUUAUGCCAGGAAACUGCGCCUGAUGUGACAAGUGUCCGGGAUACGGUGAAUUUUUUGUGUUAGAUCAGUACUGUAUUGCGUUUGAUGAAAACACAUGUUUCGAAAUCGCGGGCUUUGUAGAUAAUCGUGUAUUUGCAUUCUUUUGAAAUCAACCGUUUUUAUUACAUUUUAUAAUAAAUAUGCCAAAAACGUGA